This is a messenger RNA of Penicillium daleae, 1479 nucleotides long. RefSeq names its product sulfatase family protein. The coding region runs from base 1 to 1479 and encodes 492 amino acids. The transcript has a single exon. Lineage: Eukaryota; Fungi; Ascomycota; Eurotiomycetes; Eurotiales; Aspergillaceae. The record is from RefSeq and is a predicted model, not a curated record. Gene Ontology annotation, molecular function: arylsulfatase activity.
AUGACGGAACACAAGAACGUUUUGUUAAUGAUCGCCGAUGACCUGGGGAAGCAACUGAGCUGUUACGGUGCAAAAGGAAUAAAAACACCUAACAUCGACAGCCUGGCUGCCCAAGGGACUCGUUUUGAGUACGCUUUUGCGAGCACUGCAUCCUGCAGUGGCAGCCGGUCUGUCAUCUACACCGGUCUCCAUACCCAUCAAAACGGUCAAUAUGGGCUAGCAAGUCAUCGGCAUCAUUUUGUUACCUUUGAUCACGUUGAGACUGCACCUCUUCUCCUAAACCAGAGCGGAUACAGAACUGGAAUCAUUGGCAAGAUCCACGUGGGCCCAAUGUUGCUGUAUCCUUGGGCUGUUAAGGAAGAAAGUGACACGCGUGAUGUUGCAGUUAUUUCUGAUCAAGCACAAUCCUUCUUCCAAGAGUGCAAAGAAGAUAACGUUCCAUUCUUCUUAACUAUUGGUUUCAUUGAUCCUCAUCGCGACCGCACCAGGGGAGGAUUUGGGAACCCCCAGCAAUAUGACCCUCGGAUUAGCGAAGGGGCCUACGGUACGGAGGACGUGGAGAUACCUCCGUUCAUGAACGACUCGCCUGGUUCCAGAUUGGAGUUGGCAGAGUAUUAUAACUCGAUCCAUCGUCUUGAUCAGGGAGUUGGUUUUGUUCUAAAGGCCCUCGCCGAUUGUGGUCUCGCACGUUCGACUCUCGUUAUUUUCUUAAGUGACAAUGGUCCCCCCUUCAUGAAUUCGAAGACCACACUGUAUGACUCUGGAGUCCAGUUGCCUUUGAUCAUCAAAAGCCCGAGCAGGGAGCCCGGAGUGAGCUUGGCUUUGGUGUCUUAUAUUGAUAUCCUUCCCACGAUUCUUGAUUUCGUGGGCCAUCCAGCUAAAAAGGAUCCGUCACGGAAACGCAUUGGUCGGUCCCUCCUUCAGAUUUUAGGUUCCUCUUCGGAUGAUGCCAACUUUGAAAGGGUUUUUGGAUCUCAUACAUUUCAUGAAGUGACCAAUUAUUGGCCAACCCGCUUCAUUCGUGAUAGACGGUACAAAUACCACAGGAAUCUGGCGUGGCGACUUGAUUUCCCCUUUGCGUCGGACAUUUAUGGGUCCUUGUCCUGGGAGGAUAUUCGUAACUCUCGCGACCGUGAAAUCAUGGUUGGAAAGCGAAAGUUGAAAGACUACUUCUUCCGUGGACCUGAAGAGUUAUAUGACCUCAAGAUUGAUCCGCUGGAAGUCAAUAACCUUGCCGGAGAUCCACAGCACCAAGUUUUACUAGAGAGAAUGAGGGCGACGUUGGAGGAAUGGCAACGGAGAACUGAGGAUCCUUGGUUGUAUCGAGACGGCGUCUCAGUUUGGUUCAACAGGUAUCAUUUUCCAGCAGGAUUGGCAAUUCCUGACCGGCUAGACUUUGACGUGGAUAGACCGGGUAAUGCAGAUCUGAAGGCAUUCGAUGGAAGCGUAACGUGGGGCACUAAUGUGCAGUCAGAUUGA